UUGCGAGGGUUGGACACGGAAGCUGUUGCAUGGGAACGAGAUCUUUCGGAGGGUGACUGGGUGUCGGGUGAGCGGUGCGGGGCAGAAUGGCAGAGAGAGAGCGUGGGAGGGGAGGCUCGUGCGCCGGCGAGCAAAUCGUGUGUCAGACUCGUGGCAGAGGGGUCAGCGCGAGAGAAAGAACGACACGAACCGAACGUUUUCUGGGCUUAGCGGGAACGUAAGAAAUCCGCGGAAGGAUGAACGACAUGGAAGCUUAUGGGGACGGAUACAUGGAGCCGGAGGAAGAGUGGGAGAGGGAUGGUCUUUUGGAUCCAGCCUGGGAGAAACAGCAGAAAAAGACAUUCACAGCAUGGUGUAAUUCGCAUCUUCGUAAAGCAGGAACCGCCAUCGAAUCGAUCGAGGAUGAUUUUAGAAACGGAUUGAAGCUGAUGUUGCUGCUCGAAGUAAUUUCAGGCGAAACUCUACCAAGACCAGACAGAGGCAAAAUGAGAUUCCACAAGAUCGCGAACGUGAACAAAGCUCUCGACUAUAUCGCUAGUAAAGGCGUUAAAUUGGUUUCCAUAGGAGCGGAGGAAAUCGUGGAUGGCAACCUGAAGAUGACAUUGGGUAUGAUCUGGACGAUUAUUUUGCGAUUCGCUAUACAAGACAUCUCCGUGGAGGAAAUGACUGCCAAAGAGGGUCUUCUGCUAUGGUGUCAGCGCAAGACAGCGCCGUACAAGAACGUCAACGUUCAGAACUUCCACCUGUCGUUCAAGGACGGUUUGGCGUUCUGUGCCCUGAUCCACCGUCAUCGUCCCGAUCUUAUCGAUUACAAUAAACUUAGCAAGGAUAAUCCUCUAGAGAAUUUGAACACUGCCUUCGAUGUUGCUGAGAAAUAUCUCGACAUUCCUCGCAUGUUAGAUCCCGAUGAUAUGCGAAAUACGCCAAAGACUGACGAGAGGGCUGUGAUGACCUACGUUUCUUCGUACUACCACUGUUUUAGCGGUGCACAAAAGGCAGAGACAGCCGCGAAUAGAAUCUGCAAAGUGUUGAAAGUGAAUCAGGAGAAUGAAAGGCUCAUGGAGGAGUACGAACGCCUGGCGUCCGAUUUACUGGAAUGGAUAAGACGAACGAUGCCCUGGCUGGCCAGUCGUCAAACCGAUAAUUCUCUUGCUGGCUGUCAGAAGAAAUUGGAAGAAUAUAGAACGUAUCGUCGUAAGCACAAGCCGCCGCGUGUCGAGCAAAAGGCUAAACUCGAAACGAACUUCAAUACUUUACAAACGAAAUUGAGACUGAGCAACCGACCCGCGUACAUGCCGACAGAAGGAAAAAUGGUCUCGGACAUUAACAAAGCCUGGAAAGGCUUGGAGUUGGCAGAGAAAUCGUUCGAAGAAUGGCUGCUAUCAGAAAUGAUGCGCCUCGAGCGUCUCGAGCAUUUAGCUCAGAAAUUCAAGCACAAAGCUGACGCACACGAGGAAUGGACAGCAGGAAAGGAGGAGAUGCUCACUUCGCAGCACUUCCGGCAAUGUAAACUCAAUGAACUCAAGGCUUUGAAGAAGAAGCACGAGGCCUUCGAGUCCGACCUUGCGGCUCAUCAAGACCGCGUAGAACAGAUAGCUGCUAUCGCGCAAGAACUCAAUACCUUGGAGUACCACGACAGUGCAUCCGUCAAUGCUAGAUGUCAACGAAUCUGCGAUCAAUGGGAUCGUUUGGGUACUCUCACUCAACGUAGACGCCAAGCAUUGGACGAGGCCGAACGUAUUCUUGAAAAGAUCGACGUUCUUCAUCUGGAGUUUGCUAAACGAGCUGCUCCGUUCAACAAUUGGUUGGACGGAACCAGGGAGGAUCUAGUGGAUAUGUUCAUCGUUCACACAAUGGAGGAGAUCCAAGGAUUAAUGGAUGCUCAUGCCGCGUUCAAAGCAACGCUCGGUGAAGCUGACAAAGAGUACAACUCGAUCGUGGGAUUGGUACGCGAAGUGGAGUCAAUAGUCAAACAGUUCCAAAUCCCCGGUGGCCUUGAAAACCCGUACACUACGCUCACUGCAUUGGAUCUUACAAAGAAAUGGAGCGACGUCAGGCAGCUCGUUCCACAACGUGAUGGUACAUUGCAAGCUGAACUCCGCAAACAACAGAAUAAUGAACUGCUUCGACGACAGUUUGCUGAGAAGGCAAAUGCCGUUGGACCAUGGAUCGAACGUCAGUUGGACGCAGUUACAGCUAUUGGUCUCGGUCUUCAGGGUACUUUGGAAGAUCAACUGCAUCGUCUGAAAGAGUAUGAACAGGCAGUCUACCAAUACAAAGCUCACCUAGAGGAAUUGGAGAAGAUUCACCAAGCUAUCCAGGAAGGCAUGAUAUUCGAGAAUCGAUACACUCAAUACACAAUGGAGACGUUACGAGUUGGCUGGGAACAACUUCUGACUUCGAUAAAUCGUAACAUCAACGAAGUUGAGAACCAAAUUCUCACCAGAGAUUCCAAGGGUAUUACGCAAGAACAACUUAACGAAUUCCGCAGCAGUUUCAAUCACUUUGACAAGAAUCGAACAGGAAGGUUGGCUCCUGACGAAUUCAAGUCCUGUCUGGUCUCUCUGGGUUACUCCGUUGGGAAGGAUAGGCAAGGCGACAUUGAUUUCCAGCGUAUCUUGGCUAUCGUUGAUCCAAAUAACUCCGGUUACGUACACUUUGACGCGUUCUUGGACUUCAUGACGCGCGAGUCUACAGACACGGAUACGGCCGAACAAGUUAUCGAUAGUUUCCGUAUUCUUGCCGGUGACAAGCCGUACAUCUUGGCAGACGAACUGAGGAGAGAAUUACCACCUGACCAGGCCGAAUACUGCAUUCAACGAAUGCCUCCUUACAAAGGACCUAAUGCUUCUCCUGGAGCAUUAGAUUAUCGUUCUUUCUCCACCGCUUUGUACGGUGAAUCUGAUUUGUAAAUUUACAUAUCAAAAGAAAAAAAAGAAAAGAAACAAAACUAGGAGAAGAUGUUUUUGGACGAUUCCCACUUGAAAAGCAAGUCAAAUGAUAUCCGAAAAGUUUGCUCUACGUUUUUGGUACUCAAACAGCACCUCUGCAAGUCAAGAAUAUCAACGCGAGUAAGAAACCAUUAUUUAGUAUCAAAGAGUACAGUACAAUGUUCGGAGCGUUUGUAAGAAAAGGGGCUCUAAUAGUUUAAUACGCGUUACGAGUGUUAUCAAUUUUUUAUUCGUGAUAUUGUUUUAACGCAAAGGAAUCUGAACGCGAGGCAUAUCGAUAAGUUUUGAUACACCAGUAUUUUGCUAGGAUGAUUACCUCCAUUGCGAAACAAAAUCAUCGUAUUAGCGUUGAACGAAGGUGGUUCGUACUUAAAUUAACUCUGUACAGUGACAAUAAAUGUCCAAAUUUAGAUACCUUGACGUUAGAAGGAUAACACGCAUUCGAACGCAACCAGGCUCUUCUAGAACGUUUGCUUCUUACCUAUGGCUACGAUGAAUCCUAUAAUUAGUAAGUUAAUUCUUCAAUUGUAUAUAAAUGUCCCCGAGAGAAGUCACACGAGUACCAAUAAUAAAGAAAAUGAAUAAGCAUUUCCUUUUCGCAAGCGUUCCAGAAAAGGAAAAAUAACGAAAGUGUCGGAAACGAAUAUUAUAUUUAACAAAACAAAAAACAAAAAAAAAAUGAGACGAAAAAGGAGAACGCAAUCGAACAAUUUAUUGCGUGUAAUUAUCGCUGGCGUCGAUAUUGUAGCCUUACGUAUCGUUGAAAAAAUAAUCGAAACACUUUUUCGACAAAGAAGGAAAUUUAACACGCAUUUCAUUUAAUUUCAAUGAAACUUUGCUUAUUUUCGAUGAAUCUUUAAUUUAUCUAAACGAGAAACAAUUAUAUUAGUUGUGUUCGAAAAAAAAAAAACGUUACUUGAGCGUCGCACAGUUCCUAAACACGUUCCUGCGGGUCAGCAGUUAUUUUCAUUGUUUGUCGCGAAAAGUCAUGUUCAUUGAGCGAAUGACUACGAAGAGUCGCUUGGCUGGAACGUAAGGUAUAAAUCGAGGUUUGCGUACCGUGCGAAAAAAAAUUCAUGAUAUAUAUGUGUAUAAAUUAAGGAUAAUUAACGAUACAAACGAAUUUUUGGAAAUCCUUACAAACGUACGAAUCGACUUUCUCGCUAAGGAUCCAGAAAACAUAUAACGCUCGAAAUCGAAUAUAACGUUCAUAUUUUUUAUAUAAGCGGCGUACACGAAUUUUUUAAAUGAGAAAAAAAAAAAGCCGCCUUUAUACUUCGCCGAUCGUACAUUAAAUGAUAGAAACGCGAAACGAUGCUAAAGAAAGCAAAUUUAUUUAUUUAUUUGAAUUAAAUGAUUAUUUAUUAUUGUUCCGAUAAUUAAUUACGGUAGUGAGCGAAGCCACUUUUUCAAAGUAUUUAUUUUUAUAAAUAUUUCGAGGGAAGUGAUAUAAAAACGAAAGGCCACUGUAAUAUAUAUAGGACCUAAUGUGUAAAAUUUCCAAAUAGCAGCUGCCAUUUCUUGUGUCAUGUGUAUCGGUGAAUCACAGUUUACACUCAGCAGCCUGAAAACUCAUUUAGUCCAAUCAUUAUCGUCCAAAUCAUUAUUAUUAUUAUUAUGUAAGAUCAUGAAAGUUGCUCGUGUGUGAAAUGCAAUUACUUAUUCGAGAGAGAGGAAAACAAAGUAUACUGUAACUACUUUUUUUUUCGCUUGAGGCUUAAUGCUUUUUCAUUGUCUAUCUUAAUGCGUUUUCAGAGUUCAUUUUAAUUUCUCGUACCUCUAUUUUCGUUAAAGAAAGAAAAAGAAAAAAAAGAGUAUUGGGCUUUUCACAGAGACGAAUUAUAAACGAAAAGAAGCACAGAAGAAUCUACCGAACGGUAUACAUUUAGACACAACACGCACACGCACACACAUGCACUACUCGCGUACAUACAUAUACACCGAAAAGAAACCAUGAAUAUUCGUGAUUACAAAAAAAUGUAUAAUAAAUUUGAAAUCUCGUACGUAUAUGUAUGAUGUAGGUAUACAGCUGAAAUGAAAUUUUCGUUCGAAAAUUGUAUUUUCGAGAGAGACUUGGUCAUAUCGUGUCAUACUAUUAUACACGUAAACAUUCUCAUCGAUAAUCGUAUAUACGUAUAAUUACAAUUCUUAUAAUUUUAUUCUACUCAAUGUAACUGUUACGAUUAUAAUUCGAUCCGACCAUCCGCCCGGCACAGUCGUCUCGCAUCGCAUAGUAUAUACACUUGUCGACCAACUCUACUCUAUAGUUUCGCCUAUUUCAUCUUCCUAAACUGGUCUCGGAUAUUGUAAAAUCAGAACACGUGGAAAAGAGGAAAAGUAGAAAGAAAGUAAAGAAAUAAGCCUUUGCAAAAGGAAGGGAGACCCGCUCAACAUUUAUACCGGAGUAACAAAGGCGACAAGGCUUGGAAUAUUGUUUUUCAGACAUGACCUAGUAUGCGUCAUAUCACGCGGGCGAUAUAACGAAGGAUAUUUAAAUAAAAAUUUCUAAC
This is a messenger RNA of Colletes gigas, 5461 nucleotides long. It is a transcript of the gene Actn, whose product is annotated as alpha-actinin, sarcomeric. The record is from RefSeq and is a predicted model, not a curated record. Gene Ontology annotation, molecular function: calcium ion binding; actin filament binding. Bases 237 to 2912 code for a protein of 891 amino acids. Gene Ontology annotation, cellular component: plasma membrane; cell junction; cell projection. Gene Ontology annotation, biological process: muscle cell development; actin cytoskeleton organization. The transcript has 14 exons. Lineage: Eukaryota; Metazoa; Arthropoda; Insecta; Hymenoptera; Colletidae.